Molecule: messenger RNA, 1673 nt
Organism: Raphanus sativus (radish)
Lineage: Eukaryota; Viridiplantae; Streptophyta; Magnoliopsida; Brassicales; Brassicaceae
Product: transcription factor SRM1
Exons: 2
Coding region: 530-1429 (299 amino acids)
Molecular function (GO): DNA binding
Source: RefSeq, a predicted model, not a curated record
GAAGGAACUGUAGCAAUCAAUGGUGUGGGCGCUUUGAACUUAACUUCCCCUUUAACAAUAUCACUCUGUUUCUCUAUUUUGUUUUGAACUUACCCCUUCUUAACAAUGGCGUUUUGACGACCUCUCUCAUCUCUCUCUCUCGCAAUCCCUAGAAGACCCAAAUAAACCCCCUAAUUUCUCUUUAAUUUCAUGUUGAUUUGCCUCAAAUAUACUUUUUCAUUGUUGCUGAAGAACCAAAUAAACACCUCUUUCUUAGCUCCUCCUGAGUAGGAUACGCCAAAGAUAUCCUCGUUUAUCGCCCUUAUUUUCAGGGAUUUGAUUCAGUUGAAAAGAGAUUCCCUUUUUCGAUUCCUCUUAUAAUAAUAAUCAUCCUCCGAGAUUCUCUCUCUAUCAAUUUCUCUAGUCUAUCUGGAGUUAUUAGUUUGUUUCUUUUGGAUCUCUGAUUAGUUGAUUAGUGGAACGCUAAAAAAGAUUCCAACUUUAUUUAGUGUGAUCUAUCGGGUGGGGUUUGAUUUAGAGGAUCAAAAAAAUGACUGUGGAGGAAGUUAGUGGCGACGGUUCUGCGUGGAGUAGGGAAGAUGAUAUUGCGUUCGAGAGAGCUCUUGCUAGUUACACAGAUGAAUCAGAGGAAAAGUGGGAGAAGAUUGCUGCGGAUGUUCCAGGGAAAAGUGUCCAGCAGAUUAAAGAGCAUUACGAGCUUUUAGUUGAAGAUGUUAGUAGGAUCGAAUCAGGAUGUGUCCCACUUCCUUCUUACCGUGGUUAUCCUCUUGAGGAUGCUGGUGGUUGUGACGAUGGAGGAGGAGGGAGCAGUAAGAAAGGAGGUGGCAACAACAGUCAUGAUCAGGGAAGCAAAGCAAAGGCUGAUCAAGAACGACGAAAGGGUAUUGCCUGGUCCGAGGAUGAGCACAGGUUAUUUCUUCUUGGUUUGGAUAAGUAUGGGAAAGGUGAUUGGCGUAGCAUUUCUCGUAACUUUGUGGUAACAAGAACACCGACCCAAGUCGCCAGCCAUGCUCAGAAGUAUUUCAUUCGUCUAAACUCAAUGAACAAAGACAGAAGACGAUCAAGCAUUCAUGACAUUACUAGUGUUGGCGACGCAGAUGUCUCAACGCCACAAGGACCGAUCACUGGUCAGAACAACAACACCACCACCGGUUCUGCUCCUGUUGCUGGAGGAGGAAACAAAUCAGUCAAGCAAGCCGCCUCCCAACCACCACCUGGACCUCCUAUGUAUGGAACACCAACCGUAGGUCAACCGGUAGGUGGACCAUUGGUCUCAGCAGUUGGAACACCUGUGAACCUCCCAGCUCCUCCUCACAUGGCUUAUGGAGUCCAUGCUGCUUCAGUCCCUGGCUCAGUGGUUCCUGGUGCACCAAUGAACAUGGCUCAGAUGCCGUACACCAUGCCGAGGACACCAACUGCUCAUAGGUAACGUCGAAAAUGCUCUCUGUUAGGUGUAAGAAAGUUGUGUAAAGGAUUUAGUUAAUAUUCCUUGAGUGAGUUUUUUUUAUUACUUAGUUUGUGAGGAUUUUUACGACGUUCGAAUAAGAUCAUAUGAUUUAGUUUCAGACUCAGAGAAACAAAGCAACAUCUUUAUAUGGUUUUAACCUCUGUGAAACUUUGUUAAUGUUUCGGUUUGCUCAACAGAAAGAUUGUAUACAAAGUAAAGUUUGAUA